CAGGUCCUGUGCAUAGCUGCCUGGCUCCUUGCACUUCGCUCACCCUGACCCAACACAGGCCUUGGUGCUUGGGGUUUAUCUCCCAGGACCUAAGAGCAAGGAGCCAAAGCCAGAGGCUGAGAGUUCCCAGGAGAGGGGCUGGUGUGGCCUGGAUGAGGCGCAGAGAUGGGGAAGAAACUGGACCUCUCCAAGCUCACAGAUGAGGAGGCCAAGCAUGUAUGGGCCGUGCUGCAGCGGGAUUUUGACCUCAGGAGAAGAGAAGAAGAAAGACUUGAGGGACUGAAGGGCAAGAUACAGAAGGAGAGCUCGAAGAGAGAGCUGCUGUCCGACACAGCCCACCUGAACGAGACCCACUGUGCCCGCUGCCUGCAGCCCUAUCGGCUCCUGGUGAACAGCAGACGCCAGUGCCGAGAGUGUGGCCUCUUCGUCUGCAAAAGCUGCAGCCACGUCCACCCAGAAGAGCAGGGCUGGCUCUGUGACCCCUGCCGCUUGGCCAGAGUGGUGAAGAUUGGCUCGCUGGAGUGGUACUACCAGCACGUGAGGACUCGGUUCAAGCGCUUCGGGAGUGCCAAAGUGAUCCGGUCCCUCUGUGGGCGGCUGCAGGGCGGAGGUGGAUCUGAGCCAAGCUUGGGGGAAGGCAGUGGAGACAGUGAACAGACAGAUGAGGAUGGAGACCUGGAUGUGGAGGCCCAGGCACAGCCCCUCAACAGCAAAAAAAAGCGCCUGCUCUCCUUCAGUGACGUGGACUUUGAGGAAGACCCAGAACACUCGAUGCAGCCCUGCAGCCAUACUCUGGGCCUGUCCUCAGUCCCGGAGUCUGCACACAGCCUGCAGUCCCUCUCAGGUGAGCCCUACUCUGAGGAUACCACCUCCCUGGAGCCUGAGGGCCUGGAGGAUACCAAUACAGGGCCCUUGGGGUGUCACCAUGGUCCAGAAGAGCAGCCACACAGCCCCUUGCCCUCCGGAGAGGAUGCUCACACUGAGCUGGACCUGCCCAGAGCACCCUGCAAGAGGGCCCUAGGGACCACAUCUAUGCCUGGGAUAGAUAAUGUCAAAGGCAAACAGCUCCCCUCACAGUACCUGGCUGACGUGGACACCUCUGAUGAAGACAGUCUCCGGGAUCCCAGGGCAGCCUCCCAGUAUUCCAAGAGGAAGGCCCGGGCAGUGCCUGACACUCAGAUCUUGGAGUUGAAUAAGCGCAUGUCAGCUGUGGAGCACCUGCUGGUCCACUUGGAGAAUGUAGUCCUGCCACCCUCAGCCCAGGAACCAGCUGUGGAAUCACACUCCAGGGCAGACACAGAGGAGAAGGCUCUCAGGAAGAGGCUGGAGGAACUGACCAGCAACAUCAGUGAUCCCGGCACCUCAUCAGAAGAUGAGAUCAAGCCAGAUGGCACUCUCCAUGCGGUAUCUCCAGAGGUGUGCACAGACACAGGACCCCUAGAGACCCAGGGAAGGAGCCCUCAGGGCCCCGGGAACCCUACUCGGACUACAAAGAGCACAGAUAAGGAACUGUCGGAGAUGGAGGACAGAGUGGCCCUGGCAGCCUCUGAAGUUCAGCAGUCUGAGAGCGAGGUCUCAGACAUCGAGUCCAGGAUUGCAGCCCUGAGGGCAGCGGGGCUCACUGUGAAACCCUCAGGAAAACCCCGGAGAAAGUCAAACAUCCCAAUCUUUCUUCCCCGGGUGACGGAGAGACUUGACAAGAUCCCAAAGGAUCCACCUGCAGACCCUGAGGACCAAGCCAACGAGCCCAAGGUGACAGCCGAGCCCUGUCUCCUGAGGAGGAAGUAUUCCCCCAGCGGUCAAGGCAUAGAUGGUGGUUCUUUUGAUCGGAAAUCAGUGUACCGUGGCUCUCUGACACAGAGGAACCCUAACGGGAAGAGAGGGACGGCCAGCCACAUCUUCGCGAAACCCGUGAUGGCCCAGCAGCCCUAAAAGGGGACACACGGACACAGAAGAGUACCACAAAGCACCCCCAACUGUUUCUUCCCCACGGCUAUCACAUCCCCACGGCCAUCGCGUCCCCACGGGCUCUGUGCCUCUUGAUGCUCACAGUUGCUUGUCAUCACCAUCCCAGUGAGAAAUAAGAAGAACAAGUGUCCACUUGUGACAUAGCAAGUUCUCAGACUUCCAGCUGUCACCAGGCCACUGACCAGAGCCAGGGUGCCUGCCAGCCUCUGACCCAGGAGAUACAAGCUGAUGUGAUUUUAUCCUUGGAUGAUGCUAUCAGGACACCCAGAUCCCCUUUCGCUGUGAUCCUUUAGCCCCGUCUCUUGGCUUCAUUGAGCCACAUUCACGGAUGGAAUGGAGGCCCUGAGCAUGUUCACGUUCCUGACUGUGAGGGAAAGAGACAGAUACAAGAGUGUCUGUGGGCAUGAUGGGAGAAAGUGCAGUUACAGACAGUGAAUGAGGGGGCUAGAUUCCUCACUCACCCACACAGACCUUGUUCUUCACAUUUCCUUGUGGGUCACAGACAGGAGCCCUAACCCCGACCCCCACCCCAGAGUUUCCGCCACCAUAACCACCAACUGCAGGACCACAUUGAGGCCAAGCCUCUAACACAGGCCCUGGGGGUAUACUACACAGGGACCUCACUUUCAAGACAGCUCAUGCUUUACACUUAGGUUUGUAGCUCACACAAAUGACGGCUUUGGAAUUCGUCAAGAAUUCAGGUUCUCCACACCAAGUGCAUCAGAACCAAUCUUGUUCGUGAUUGCAUAGUCUGCUCUUCACAGCCUUCCUGACACCCUAGGGAGACAGUCUCCUACACCCAGAGCUGCCUCUUCCCAUCAGCUUGUGUCACAGCCUAGGAGUAUAGAGGACACACAGGCCAGAGCCACAAACAGCCUAGUGUACUCUGAGAAUGAACUUCAGGAAGAAAUCUCUUACUUGUUCAAAGACCCACAUCUCAGGGGUCCCACGUUCAUUUCCCGUGUCCUUCUAGCAAAUACUGCAACCUAAGCCAAUCGCACCCACAGGAAAUGUGCCCUCCUGGGUUUCAGAGGACGAAAGUCCGAUUGAGGUGUCUGUGGGAUUUGCAGUUCUGAGGGUAGGUGCCUCUUCCUCCUUCUGGGAUUGCCUCCAUCCCAGUCCACCUUGACAUCAGUCCCCAACUUCACCUU
Onychomys torridus (southern grasshopper mouse) is the source of this 3119-nucleotide messenger RNA. It is a transcript of the gene Mlph, whose product is annotated as melanophilin. Gene Ontology annotation, biological process: intracellular protein transport. The record is from RefSeq and is a predicted model, not a curated record. Lineage: Eukaryota; Metazoa; Chordata; Mammalia; Rodentia; Cricetidae. Gene Ontology annotation, cellular component: cortical actin cytoskeleton. Gene Ontology annotation, molecular function: actin binding; small GTPase binding; myosin binding. The transcript has 16 exons. The coding region runs from base 166 to 1932 and encodes 588 amino acids.